Messenger RNA from Fundulus heteroclitus (mummichog), 616 nucleotides. Its product is annotated as C-C motif chemokine 24-like. Gene Ontology annotation, cellular component: extracellular region. NCBI's taxonomy places the organism in Eukaryota, Metazoa, Chordata, Actinopteri, Cyprinodontiformes, Fundulidae. The transcript has 3 exons. The record is from RefSeq and is a predicted model, not a curated record. Bases 205 to 483 code for a protein of 92 amino acids. Gene Ontology annotation, biological process: positive regulation of GTPase activity; immune response; inflammatory response. Gene Ontology annotation, molecular function: chemokine activity; CCR chemokine receptor binding.
AUUCUAUGCUUCUGUCAAACUUUUUUUUCUUCUGCAGAUAGAUUUGGUUUGAAAAGGUUGGCAUCAGAAAAAAAAACAAAAGAAAAAAACAGUUCCUCAUUGAACAGGAUUUAUACGAGGCGCGGCGCUCAGUCACAGUCAUAGCAGAUCGAGAAGAAACAGAAGAGCAUCAUUACAUCAUCAGCAUCUUUCAGUAUCAGCAUCAUGAAGACUCUCUGCUUGUCUCUGGGACUGCUGCUGGUCGUUGCCUGCUGCUGCGACGCCAUACCUGAGGCAUUGCAGUACAGCACAUCUCCUGUCAACUGCUGCAACGCGUUCAGCAACACUAGAGUCCCACGAAAUAAGGUGUUUAGCAUAAAAAAGACCCACAACUCCUGCAUGAAGAACGGAUUCAUUGUGGAGACUGUAAAGGGCAAAUUGAUCUGUUUCGAUCAGUCCUUUGGAUGGGCUCAGAACCUCUACAAGGAAAUCCACAACGCUUAAGGCAACCGUCUGCAACAAUAAACAUCCUAAGCUGCAUAAAUGUACAACACGUUAUGGCGAUGUCUGUUGUUCCUACUGGGAAUAAGCUUUCAUUUGUUUUGUGUUUAAAUAAAAAUAUGCUAUUUUUAAAGAG